GCUCUUGCUCAUACUAGCUGUUUUUCACCCAUAGACGCUUUCAUGUUUCGACUUUCACGCGCACAUUUAUGUCGGUCAUUAUUGCAGACACUUGCAACAUGCAUUGAUGCACAGGCGAAUGCGAUGGGUUCAGGUGCAUCCCAUUCCUGGCGAAUUGUUUAUCAAAUAUUAUCACCAUCGGACAUAUUUCGGCACCAGAAUAUACGCGAGGUGUGUGGGAUGUCUGCGGGUAAAUAAAUGAAGAACAUGUGGCUUUCCCUCGAGAAUGAUUGCUUAUGGAGAGACCUUUGAUUUUAAGGCUGACAUUCUUCUGGUAAUUAAAAGAAGAACCUGCUACAUACUAGCAUUUUACCUUCUGGAUUUCAGCAAAUCUAUCAGGCCAGAGUAUGCCAUCUUCACCAACUCACAGAAUCCUGCGACCCCUCCUGCUCGGUACCUUUUUACUAGGAUGCUUUGUGACUCUGUUUUUAAUGUACAUCAAGCCAUCUACAAGCUGGUUGUCCGGCCCCAUUGAGUCCGAAACAUCCACAGUGCGAGUGAAAAGCCUCCUUACCAACAGAAGUGACCAGAACCAGACCACAAUUCUAGUCUGGCUUUGGCCUUUUGGGGAGACCUAUGACCUGAAUGUCUGCAGCUCUUUGUUCAGCAUCGAUGGCUGCUUCAUCACCGCCGAUCGAAACCUUUACAACAAAUCUGACGCCGUCGUCAUACAUCACAGGGACAUCACCAGUGACCUGUCAAACAUGCCACCUGCGUAUCGCCCUAUGCUGCAGAGAUGGAUCUGGAUGAACUUUGAGUCACCAUCGCAUUCAUCUCAGUUAGCUGGUAUUGAAAACCUGUUUAAUUUAACUCUUAACUAUCGGCAGGAUGCUGAUAUAGAAGUGCCUUAUGGAUUGAUUGUCGCUGCCCAAAGAGAGGAGGACUUUGUGCCGCCAAGCAAGAAUAAGCUAAUUUGUUGGAUUGUCAGCAAUUGGAACCCGGAUCACGUACGAGUGAAAUACUACAACGAAUUGUACAAACACAUUGAGGUUCAUGCAUAUGGGCAAGCGUUUGGUGAGUACAUUUCUGACCAAGACUAUUUCCCGACAAUCGCAAGCUGUAAAUUCUACCUGGCAUUUGAGAACUCUAUCCACAAAGACUAUAUUACAGAGAAAUUGUACAAUCCGCUCUCUGUCGGUACGGUACCAGUGGUGCUCGGCCCACCAAGGGAGAACUAUCAGAACUUUGUGCAGGGAAAUGCUUUCAUUCAUGUUGAUGAUUUCCCCUCUCCAAAGGAACUGGCUGAUUACCUGCUGUUCCUUGACAAAAAUGAGGAGCUUUACCUGAAGUACUUUGACUGGCAUAAACACUUUAAGGUGAAAAAGGCUUACUUCUGGGCUGAGCAUACGUGUCUUGCUUGUGAUUAUGUGAGAAGGCACAACGAGUACAAGGCAAUUAACAAGCUUGACAAGUGGUAUUGGGGUUAAUCAACACACAAACUUCUGGACCAGCUAAAUAAAAGUUGCUCGACAAUAAGAACUCCAUGUAACUUAGUUCAAAUAAGGGUCUGCUGUUGGCAUUACAGAUUUUUGUAAAACGUCCCAAAAAUGCUUAUUUAGAGUUCGGUUUUGUUCAUGCAUUUUAUUAAUCUGGAUGCAAAUCAUGUAUUUUAUAGUUUAUUAUUUGUUAUUAUUUCUGCUUUUUUAUUUUGUGCAUUUGUUUGAAAAGCUAGUUUUGACCAAAAUGAAUUUAAAAUUCAAUUCCAAGGUUCAAAGCUUUCUCAUACACCUACUGUAAGUACACAUCCAGGAAGUAUAUUUAUUUAAUGAGAACAGAACACUUUUCUGAAACAGAUAUUUAUGCUUUAUUUAUAUCAACGUUGUGUUCAUGUUAGUGAUAGAGUCAUCUAUGCAGUGUUUACAGAACUUAUGUUGUGCAAAAUGUCCAUGUGCUGUAAAUGUUAUGUGUAUAAGUAUGUAUUUUGAGGAAACCUGCCUUCCAUUUCCAUGGUUUUGUAUGGAUGUUGUUUUGCACGACCAUUGAUGCACUCAUAUUUUACCGUGUCAUAUUUGUCUACAUUAGUGAUCAGUUUAGUGCAACACUGUUACUGGAAAACAAACAUGCAAGGAGUGUCAUUGCUGAUAAUAAUGUUUUACUGUACUGUAUAACUGCUGAUAAUAUCACUGUUAAUUAGCUUACAUGGCUUGGAUAUGUGUCAAAGUACUGUGAAGCUGUUUUUGAAAUAUUUCAAUGUAACAUUUCCUUUGUUUAACAGUGAAAUGUUGAUUUGAGAGUAAGAGCCUAAUGUACUGUACAUACAGUCAUGAGUGGGUGGUGCCAUAUUUUGCAGGCGUACAGAAAAUCGUGCUCAGAUGUACAGUUUGAGAAAAAUGAAAUCAUAAUGUGAGUGGCAUAAUGACUGACUUUUUCAGUUUAGACACAAUCUGGUGUUGGAAGGAGAACUUGCCAUCUUGUCUCGGUUAGAAAUUAAUGCUCCAGUUUCAGAUGUUUGCUGCCAAAGGUUUCUUUCUCAAAAGAGAUGCUUCUCUCUGAUCUUUUGCUCUGGGAUUCACACCAUUGCAUUUCUCAGAUCAGCCUUCCUUUCACGGUGCAAGACUGUUUUUGAUGUGCUAACAUAAACCUAAUCAAUCUAAUAUUAGAUGAGGGUUUUAGUGGAGAACUCCUUUAUUGAUCACUAAGGGAUAGAGCAUGUUUAGAUUUUUGAUGGCAGUCUUUGCAAGGUUUGCUUCGCAAUGCUGAUACUUUUUGUUUUGAUGUACACUACUGGUCAAAAGUUUUGAAACACUUGACUGAAAUGUUUCUCAUGAUCUUAAAAAUCUUUUGAUCUGAAGGCGUAUGCUUAAAUGUUUGAAAUUAGUUUUGUAGACAAAAAUAUAAUUGUGCCACCAUAUUAAUUUAAUUCAUUAUAAAACUAAAAUUUUAUAUAUAUAUAUAUA
Molecule: messenger RNA, 2936 nt
Organism: Myxocyprinus asiaticus (Chinese sucker)
Lineage: Eukaryota; Metazoa; Chordata; Actinopteri; Cypriniformes; Catostomidae
Product: 4-galactosyl-N-acetylglucosaminide 3-alpha-L-fucosyltransferase 9-like
Exons: 3
Coding region: 387-1466 (359 amino acids)
Cellular component (GO): membrane
Molecular function (GO): alpha-(1->3)-fucosyltransferase activity
Source: RefSeq, a predicted model, not a curated record